Caenorhabditis sp. 36 PRJEB53466 is the source of this 1284-nucleotide messenger RNA. The record is from the annotation of a GenBank genome assembly. Lineage: Eukaryota; Metazoa; Nematoda; Chromadorea; Rhabditida; Rhabditidae.
AUGGCGUCGGAUCACACGCAAAUCAUGCAGGGAGUGGAGCUGCCUCCCUUCAGGAACUUUCAUGAAUUUCUCCUCGAAACCGAUCGAUAUGAGGUGACUAACCCAAUCUGUCAGCAUGGAAAGAAUUCUAAAAAGUUUCAGAAACCGCCAUUCAACGACUUCAAAAAGUGGAACAACAGAAUCCUCUCCAACCUGAUCUACUUCCAAACGAAUUACUUCGCCGCCACCAUCACUCUCUUCCUUCUGCAAACAUUCUUCUACAGCCAGGACGUCUUCAUCGGACUCAUCGCCAUUGUCUCUGUUGUUGCAACUCUCAUCCUGGCUAUUUCCACUGAUUCCAACAUAAAGAAGGUAAGCUCAAACUGACAGCUCCGUGAUUCGUCCAAGUGACUGAUAAGGAAUGUGCCACUCUAGAAUUUCACGUACAUGAUAAGAAAAGUGUCGUUCAAGUGAACAUUUUAAAUUGGAAAUGAUUGUUCAGAUGCGAACAGACCAUCCGUUGGUGACCCUCGGAGGCAUCAUUCUCGUCGCCUACUUCUUCAUUUCCGUCUUCCAAUCGGUCCUCGUCGUUCUUUUCGCGUGAGUGUCGGGAGGGAUUUUAACUUCAAUUUUGAAGUGAUCCUUUCAACAGACUGAUGUGUUUCGCUGCUGUUUUAUACUGAAACAUUACAACACUGCCGGAUAUAGAAGGCGUGCAAGAGAGUCCAUAAAGUUCGAUGAGUGUGUCAGAAUUCGAGCCAACUGAGACCCACUCUGUUUAAUGGGAAUUAACUGAACAGAUUUGCUGUUUGAGCUGAUAUUUAAUGCAUUGAAAAAGUAAAGGCAAAGGUUAGAAAAGGUCGAAAAGGACCAGGAAGAAAAAAUAUGAAUAAUUUAGCAGUAGUUGAUACAAUUCAAUGGAAGGUCACUUCAAGUUUCACAAUUCGCAUGCUCAAAAAAUGAUCUUUUCAAGAAUUCUGACCAAAAAGAUUAACUUGUCAGUGAAAGCGUAAUUGUUUAGAUGUAGACUUCCUUGAAUUCUGACGACGUGCCAGAACGUAAUGAAGGUUUCGUAAAACGGAUUUCGUAUUCGAAAACGAACAUCUUGACGCAUAAUUCGAAAUUCUGAGAAUAUGCCGUAGUUGUGUCUUUUUCAGGCUGCUCUUCCCGGUGUUCCUUGUGCUCCUGCACGCCUCUUUCCGGCUCCGUGGCGUCGCUAAUCGUGCCGCGAACGCGAAGGAACAACUGAGAUCGACUGUAAUGGGACAAAUCCUCAACCGAACUGGACUCAGCGUACAGAUGUAA